AUGGACCCGGGCUCAAUACUAGCGAUUGCCUCGCUCUCAUUCCAAGUCUUCGGCAGCUGUGUUCAGGGGUUCACGUUACUCUCUCGAGCGCACAAUCUCGGCAAAGACGCCUCCCUGCUCCAGACGAUGUUGAAUCUUGAAGAGUAUCGUUUCAUCCAGUGGGCUAGGGAGGUUGGAUUGAUUGGUGAUGAGGCUGAGGCUGAGAUCGAGGAUGAGGAUGAGGAUGACGAGCAUGGAAUCCGUGACAACGAUACCAAACCUAGCAAUACCAACACUGACGCCAAACCGAACACAAACACCAAUACGACAGACGACAGGACUACUAUUCUUUCUUCUUCAAUCCUUACCAGCAACAACAACAAUCUGAACCGCAGACUAAACCACGCUCUGGCCUCCGAGCUCAUGGCCCAGCUCGAAACCCUACUCACGACAGACCAGCUUCGGAAACGCUAUAACCUGGUUUUAUCUGAGCAUCCCAUGACGAAAACGCUGGAAGAAUCAAACACUCCGAGUCCGACUCGAGGUCAGACACAGGUUCAAGGCGCUAAACUGAACCAGAUAUCUAUACCCACCACCACCACCACCACCAGUCCCGACACUAACACUAGUACCUCGACAGUGUCAGGAACACCCCUCGUGCUCCAAAAACUGGUUUCCGACCGUCUUCGCUACCGGAUCCUGGCGCGCGCCAACCUCGUCCAGACCAAAACCCGCAUCCCUCACCGCCUGUGGUGGGCCGCGGUCGACAAACAGAAAUUCGAAGCCAUGGUUCGCGACGUGCGCACACUGGUCGACGGGCUGUGGGCUCUGCUCGACCCGAUACAGCGGGAAGACUCGUCGGCGCUGCUGAACCAAGUCUUAGCCAAUGUCGUCCGGUUGAGCAGAGAUGUCGGCGAGCUGCGCGGGUUGCAGUCUAGCAUGAUGUCAGCGACAACAGCGACAACAACAACAUCAACAACAUCAACGUCAACGUCGACGUCGACGUCGACAUCGACAUCGACGAGACCAAGAACAAGAACAUGGGACGACAGUGGUCGUGAUUCGGCCGCGGCUGUUGCUAUGGCUGUUGAUUUGAAAGUUGCCAGGAUCGAGAUUGAGGAUCUCGAUCCGGAGACAGAAACGACGAGCAAGAUGAAAGAGAAUGCUGGGAACAGUGAUAACACAUCGCAGGCCUUGUCGUCCUUGACGUUGUCUUCUCCUUCUUUUCCCUCUUACAGGACGAAAAGCCCCACGGUCGCGGCAAUGAUGGUGGAGUUGCCCCCUAUCAAUCGAACUCUACUCACAGACGUGGUCCCGGUCAACUCGUCAUCGUCAUCAUCAUCGUCCUCUUCAUCUCAGGUCGCUAGGGGCAUGUACGACAACAGCCCCGUGUGGCUGGAAUAUAAACAUGUCCCGCGGAGGUUGAAAGGUAAACUACUCUCCCGGGUGAAGGGUUUGGCGUUCCUUCUUUCGAAGACGACAAAUCCGGCGUUCCAUACCCUGCAGUGUAUUGGGUUCUUCGAGGAUGGGGAAUGCUUCGUUUUCGUGUACAAGUAUCCCAGCCGUUACAGUCAGAUCUACAAAGACGGUGAGGGUGAGGGUGAAAGUCGACACGGGGUGGCCGAGACAAGUGCAGAGAGGAGGGCCCCAGAAAUGUAUGGAGAGCCAGAUGGAGAGAGAAUGAUUUCCAAGACGGAUAUCCAGACAACUUCUGCAACUUCGAGCACGAAAGCCGACCACAGUCAUCAUCAACCUCAACCAAAAUCUCUGAAUCAACUAAUCUACGAAAAUAAAACGCUCAAAUCUCCCAGCGUGACCACACGGCUCUCAAUCGCCCUGCGGCUCUGCAGCACAUUACUGACAUUACACACCGCAGGGUGGCUGCACAAGGACUUGCGCUCCGAGAAUGUCAUUUUCUUCUUGGACGACAAGGACCCGACAAUCCCGCAGCCCUACAUCACUGGCUUCUCCUUCUCGCGACAGGAUUCGCCGGCCGAGAUUUCCGAGCAGCCAUCGUCCGAGCCUCAGGCCGAUAUCUACAGACAUCCGCAUGCCCUGGGUGAGCCGUCAACCUCGUUCCAGAAACAUAUGGAUCUUUAUAGUCUUGGGGUCAUCUUGGUCGAGCUGGCCGAGUGGAAGGUGCUCCGACAUAUCAUCAAGGAUUGUGUCAUGAUUCGUAAACACGGAGGCCACAGUGGUGGUGUGUCUCUGAAUGAUAUUGCAAAGGUGCCGAACUAUUUGAUCGACCGUGAAGUCGCGACUGGUCAGAUCAAAUAUCGUAUGGGCGAUGUAUAUGCACAAAUCGUCGAGGUCUGUCUCAAUCAUGGCCUGAGCUCGAUGGAUGCUGCACCGGAUACUGUGCCAGAUCUGCUCCGGAUGGUUCAAAGGUUGGAGAAGUGCCAUAUCUGA
Molecule: messenger RNA, 2388 nt
Organism: Capronia coronata CBS 617.96
Lineage: Eukaryota; Fungi; Ascomycota; Eurotiomycetes; Chaetothyriales; Herpotrichiellaceae
Product: serine/threonine protein kinase
Exons: 1
Coding region: 1-2388 (795 amino acids)
Biological process (GO): protein phosphorylation
Molecular function (GO): protein kinase activity; ATP binding
Source: RefSeq, a predicted model, not a curated record